Molecule: messenger RNA, 5092 nt
Organism: Doryrhamphus excisus (bluestripe pipefish)
Lineage: Eukaryota; Metazoa; Chordata; Actinopteri; Syngnathiformes; Syngnathidae
Source: RefSeq, a predicted model, not a curated record
CCUAGUGGACGCAAUAAGCCACUGUAUGUUCGUUGGCUGCUGUUCAACUCGAACCGUCGCCAAAAACUUAUUCUUAUUUGUAGUAACGGAAUAUCAUCUAUUACUCUUCUGCCUUGGACACUAUAUGUCUUUUUACAGUAUUAGAAGAAGAAUUACUCCAGUAAAGGACGAGCAAAGACAAACCUUGAUUGUUUAUUGGAGCACAUUCGACUGUCAACUAGCUGCCAAGCUUAGCAUCAAAGAAACGCACUGCAAGGCCAGUACUGUAGUACUUAUUAGUACUUUUCUUCCGAUGUUAGAAAGCUUGUCCAAGUCUCGUUCUCAUGAGUUGGGUGUCUCCUGACACUCCCUGUUCAGAAUGAGGCUUCACUACACAUCUUAUUUGUUUGCUUUUGUCUUCAUAUUACUGUUGGAAUUCAAUCAUCCACUCCAUUGCAAGUUGUAUCGAAUCAGAUAUUUGCAUAUAUGCAACCUGAGGACCAAUGGGCUCCCAUAAUAAUAAUAAUAACAAUAAUAAUAAUAAUAAUACCUUACGUUACCUUAUGUUACCUUACGUUACCUUAGGUUAUCUUAUAAUACCUUAUGUUACCUUGCGUUACCUUAUGUUACCUUGUUACCGUAAGUUACUUUACGUUACCUUAUGUACAUUACCUUAUGUUACCUUACGUUACCUUGCAUUACCUUACAUUACCUUAUGUUACCUUAGGUUAUCUAGGUUACUUUACAUUACCUUAUGUUAUAUUACAUUACCUUAUGUUACCUUAGGUUAUCUUAGGUUACCUUAUGUUACCUUACAUUACCUUAUGUUACUUUACGUUACCUGACGUACGUUACCUUAUGUUACCUUACGCUACCUUGCGUUACCUUACGUUACCCUAAGUUACUUUACGUUACCUUACAUAGGUUACCUUAUGUUACCUUAUGUUACCUUACGUUACCUUAUGUUACCUUGUUACCUUAAGUUACUUUACAUUACCUUAUGUUACCUUAUGUUACCUUGUUACCUUAAGUUACUUUACAUUACCUUACGUAGGUUACCUUAUGUUACCUUACGUACGUUACCUUAUGUUACCUUACGCUACCUUGCGUUACCUUACGUUACCUUGUUACCUUAAGUUACUUUAUGUUACCUUACGUAGGUUAACUUAUGUUACCUUAUGUUACCUUGCGUUACCUUGUUACCUUAAGUUACUUUACGUUACCUUACGCAGGUUAACUUAUGUUACCUUGCGUUACCUUACGUUACCUUAUGUUACCUUGUUACCUUAAGUUACUUUACAUUACCUUACGUAGGUUACCUUAUGUUACCUUAUGUUACCUUAUGUUACCUUACGUUACCUUGGGUUACCUUACGUUACCUUAGGUUAUUUUAGGUUACCUUACAUUACCUUAUGUUACUUUACGUUAACUUACAUUACCUUAUGUUACCUUAGGUUAUCUUAGGUUACCUUGGGUUACCUUAUGUUACCUUAUGUUACCUUAAAGGCAGAGGAGGCGGAGGAGGCCAAUAAGGCCUGGACUGCUGCGGAAAGUUUGUUUUUGAUCCAAACUAAAUUUCAAGGCUGAAUGAACGAAAAACUGGCAAUACGGAAUACGGAGUUAUUCCAACAAGUGAAAGAAAAACUCGGGGAAGUCGGUAUCACGUGAUGUUGGUGUUUACGCCUCACUGAGCAUGCUCCAUUCAUUAAUCUGUUUGAUUAUAGCAGCGUAUGUAGACCAGAGAUUGGAAUAUUCCUUUCCAUGUAUACCAUUGUUUUUGCAAAGAGGAAAAACUUCCUCAUGUAAACGUGACGUGCACUUCUAUUUCCAUUUGAUGAAAACGUACUCCAAGACGGGACCUUUUCUACUCCGGGCCUUAGCAAAUAGCCAAACAACACGAUAGAUACUCACAGGGAUGGUGAUGCCCCCGCUUUAUUCCAUUUAAUGUGAAUGUGAUUGUAGUGGGAUCAUUUCCAGGAAGCCAGACAGGCGGCGAGGCGGCGAGGGGGCGAGGGGGGCGAGGGCCACCAUUCAUCCCCGUCCUCUUCUGCAUAAACACCUCCUCAUUUCACUCCUACUUUGAUAGUCAUUAGCAGCAAUCAGCAAUUAGCCUGCAACAUAGGCUGCUAUGACUAAAUACAAUUAGUUAUGAAUAAACUCAUUUAUGUUAAUGCUUGCUAGGUUAUAACGAUGAAGAGGAGCGUCAUUAGUGUCUAUAUGCCACGUGCAUAUGUAAAAUAGCCUCUCAUGAAGCCUCUUGUGAGCUAUAUAUUACAUAUUUAUGUGUCUGCCCUUUAUUUUAUUCACGCAAUAUAGAUCUAGUGCAAGCAGAGUGGUUCGGCGUGACGAAUACGAGCAUCAACGCGGCCCUCAAGGUCAGACAGUUAUCUCCAUGUGCAAUUUGCGUGCCCACGUGAGGAGACUAACAACAACAACAACGCCAUUAUACAAAAACACUUUCGGCCAUGUUAGCGUCACUUGCGAUAUUAACAAGGCGCUGGCCUUUAUGCGGUACUGGAUUAUUAUUUCAAUAUUACUAUCACAUUAUUAACUGGAAUGGGGCGGCCAGCAAGCCGCAGAAGAAGAAGAAGAGUCCCGCAGAAGGUGUGCUAUUACAAAGUAACGCAGGUAAAUAUGGCAAAAACAAAAGACCACCGGGAAUUGUUCAAUACAAAACACUUUUUAUUUUACAAACAAGUGAUUUAAAUACAUUGAUUUUAUGAUAUGAUUCUCAUAAGAAGACUAGACACAAUUAAAACUAUAAAGACAACUUAGCUAAAUAAAACAAAACCCAAUACACAUACACAUAUUAGCCUUGGCUAAUUAAUGCAGCUGCGUACCAUGGAUGCUAAUGGUGCAUUUGUGGGAUUGCCGCCCGUAGGACUUUUGCCUUUUAAAAAGUCACCGAAAACAAUAAACAAAAUAUAAUAAACAAAUAAACAAUAAAGCAAAGCCACACCAUUACAACUGUAUUACUUAGGAACUACGCCUAAUCUGUCGUAUGACUUAAAAAGGUUCUCUAUGCGUCAGGAAAACUUACGUUGACUGCUUUCCUGGCGAGAGGCCGUGACGUCAUGACCCACGUCGACGUCACGAAGCAGAAAGUGAAGCGGAAACCUGAGCUCAAGCUAGCUGAUUCAGUUUAUUCGAGAUAUUGUGACCGUCCGCUGAUGGGAGUUCUUAUUAAUAUUUUUUUUAAUCAUUUAGAUUGAAGUCAUAAUUAGCUCACGGAGGUUUCGUCAUGAAAAGGACUUCCAUUACGUGAUGCCGCCACGCAUUCAAAAUGUCGACUAGUUCUCUUUGUGACUACUUUUUCAAACGAUUCGACGGUAAUUACUUUUAACAAGAAGUUUUAAGAUCAAAUAACGAGAAGAUUAAAUAACAUUUUAACAAGAAGCUGGGAGUAUCCGCCCGCGCGGCACGCCCCCUUACAAACGCGAACACCAUAAUUACUGUAUGACGUUGCGUUUGAGGCGACCGGGGAGUCGUAAAUAUCAUGUGCAGCUUAAAACGUUAUAGCAUAGCAUUGUGAAUAUUGAUUGCCUGUGUUUGUAAUCUCUUAUGAUCAAUGAAAUAUAAUACAAAUACAAUGUGAAGCUCUCCAAAAAGAUGAGGCCCUAACGAAGAUGCGUUAGGGUAGCGCGGCCCAGUGCAUGUUUACCUUCUUCAUCCUCAUCAUCCUCUCCACCGAGACUUGGAGCUUCGAGCCUCAAGUAGACAAGCAGGAUGUGUUUGCAGGAAAAGCCUGUCCCGCCUUCCUGACCUUCUUCAACAUGGCCUACAUGGCUGGGGCCACGGUGGAGCUGCCCUGCCACUGCAAACCCCACGAGGUUCAGUCCGUGGUAUGGUUCUUCAGGAAGCACGGGUCCAACUCUGAGGAGACCAGAGCCCUGACCGAUCACCAUGGCAACAAGCUGCUGGACUCCAGCCGAAUCCCCCACGGCGGCGACCUGCGGAGUCGCUUCUUCAUCCGUCUCUUCAGCCUGCUGAUCUUCCGAGCCGGCGUGGACGACUCGGGCAUCUACAUCUGCGGCUCGGCUCGUGGCGACUACUUCUACGCCUACGACCUCGACAUCCAGGAGGUGCAGGAUCUGGGGUUCGCUCCUGAAAGUAAGACGGUCCGCAUGUCAGACGGACGAGGACCAAGAACCGGUCAGCUGCUCUACCGAGUCUUCACCGCCUUCCGUCCGUGGUCGCGCUGCGACCGCUGCGGCGUGCCCGGCGAGCAGGUCCGCGUGGGACUCUGCUACGUCCACUCCCGCUUCCUGCACGUGCGCUACCGGCAAGCCAACGCCACUGUGGCGUCCUGCGGGUCGGGGGCGGUACCUGAGGCUUUCGGGCGUCUGAAGCGUAGAAGACACGGAGCCAGAUUGGAGGUCCGGAGCUGCCAUGUGACUUGUCCACGUGAAGAAACUCCUCCAUUUUCCGAGUCGGGCAAGUUCAUGGUGUUUUCGGGGGGCAGUACUACACAGACCGAGAUGCAGGUCUCCUACCUGAACCACCCGGCUGACCACAUUCUGACCCUCGGCUGUCCUGACGCCAAGCCGGGCAUGGCGGUGGCGUGGGACAGAGGAUCCGAGCCGGUUUACCGGUUGCAGAGCUCCACUAAUUCAAGAAUUCACAUCGACGCUGGACAUCAUCUGGUCUUCACGCCUGCCACGUAUCAGGACUCGGCCGUCUACCACUGCUGGCUUCAGGGGCGCCGGGUGGCUGAGAUACACCUGCUGGUCUACGCCACUUUGGGGAGGAGCCAGUCCAUCACGUCCAAUGCCGACUUUUGGGCCGCCAUGAGGCUGGUUUUCCGAUGCUACGCCAUCAUGACGGCUGUGUUCUGCCUGCUGCUCAUCGUCAGAGUGGGCGUGAGACUGCGGCGGGACCGGCACACGGACUGAACUCAGGAGGUCCGAUGCGUACCGCACUGCAGACAGCGUCCAUAAACGUCUUUUUUUCGUCCUUUUUUUUCGUUUUUUGACAGAUAAAACGUGCGUCAAGCAUGCCAAAGACAGGAAGCCUUUUUGCCUUCACCGUGAGGAGGUUGUGACAGUCGGACUGAUCUCUUGCUGCUGUUUUCUGUUUCUAUGUCAAGAUAUAUUUGCUUUAUUUAUGCUAACUC